CAUCGUGCCCCCUGGCGGGGCGACAGGCAUCGUGCCCCCAGGCGGGGCGACAGGCAUCGUGCCCCCAGGCGGGGCGACAGGCAUCGUGCCCCCAGGCGGAGCGGCGGGCGCCGGACCCCCAGGCGGAGCGACAGGUCUCGGGCCCUCAGGCGGAGCGCGGCGGGCGCCGGACCCCCAGGCGGAGCGACAGGUCUCGGGCCCUCAGGCGGAGCGGCGGGCGCCGGACCCCCAGGCGGAGCGACAGGUCUUGGGCCCUCAGGCGGAGCGGCGGGCGCCGGACCCCCAGGCGGAGCGACAGGUCUCGGGCCCAUAGGCGGAGCGGCGGGCGCCGGACCCCCAGGAGGAGCGACAGGUCUCGGGCCCUCAGGCGGAGCGGCGGGCGCCGGACCCCCAGGUGGAGCGACAGGUCUCGGGCCCUCAGGCGGAGCGGCGGGCGCCGGACCCCCAGGUGGAGCGACAGGUCUCGGGCCCUCAGGCGGAGCGGCGGGCGCCGGACCCCCAGAUGGAGCGACAGGUCUCGGGCCCUCAGCGGGAGCGGCGGGCGCCGGACCCCCAGGUGGAGCGACAGGUCUCGGACCCUCAGGCGGAGCGACAGGUCUCAGGCCCCCAGGCGGAGCGGCGGGCGCCGGAUCCCCAGGCGGAGCGGCAGGCGCUGGAACCCCAAGCGGAGCAACAGGUCUCGGGCCCCAGGCGGAGCGGCGGCACCGAGUCACCAGGCACGACAGUGGGCUCCGAGUCAACUGGUAUGACCGCAGGCACUGGGUCAGACAUUGUAUGGUCUGGCUGGAC
Messenger RNA from Staurois parvus, 789 nucleotides. NCBI's taxonomy places the organism in Eukaryota, Metazoa, Chordata, Amphibia, Anura, Ranidae. The record is from the annotation of a GenBank genome assembly.